Talpa occidentalis (Iberian mole) is the source of this 4360-nucleotide messenger RNA. RefSeq names its product sideroflexin 5 (gene SFXN5). Lineage: Eukaryota; Metazoa; Chordata; Mammalia; Eulipotyphla; Talpidae. Gene Ontology annotation, molecular function: citrate transmembrane transporter activity; monoatomic ion transmembrane transporter activity. Gene Ontology annotation, biological process: mitochondrial transmembrane transport; citrate transport; monoatomic ion transport. The record is from RefSeq and is a predicted model, not a curated record. Bases 132 to 1154 code for a protein of 340 amino acids. The transcript has 14 exons. Gene Ontology annotation, cellular component: mitochondrial inner membrane.
AACUACACGUCCCACAAUCCCUUGCGGCCCCGGCUCGCUGCGGUUGCUUAUGGCCAAUCGGGAGAGGCAGCUGUGGCGGGGGCCGAGGAGGGACAUUUUAAAAGGGCCGUAGAUUGCGGGCGUCAGUGGCCAUGGCGGAUACAGCGACCACAGCAUCAGCGGCGGCGGCUAGUGCCGCUAACGCCUCCACGGAUGCACCUCCUUUCCAGCUGGGCAAACCCCGCUUCCAGCAGACAUCCUUCUAUGGCCGCUUCAGGCACUUCCUGGAUAUCAUCGACCCCCGCACGCUCUUUGUCACUGAGAGACGUCUCAGAGAGGCAGUACAGCUGCUGGAGGAUUACAAGCAUGGGACCCUGCGCCCGGGGGUCACCAAUGAACAGCUCUGGAGUGCACAGAAAAUCAAGCAGGCUAUUCUACACCCAGACACCAAUGAGAAGAUCUUCAUGCCCUUCAGAAUGUCAGGUUACAUUCCUUUUGGGACGCCAAUUGUAGUUGGUCUCCUCUUGCCCAACCAGACGCUGGCAUCCACUGUCUUCUGGCAGUGGCUGAACCAGAGCCACAAUGCUUGUGUCAACUAUGCAAACCGCAAUGCUACCAAGCCUUCGCCUGCAUCCAAGUUCAUCCAGGGCUACCUGGGGGCUGUCAUCAGUGCUGUCUCCAUUGCUGUGGGCCUUAAUGUCCUGGUUCAGAAAGCCAACAAGUUCACCCCGGCCACCCGCCUUCUGGUCCAGAGAUUCGUGCCAUUCCCUGCUGUAGCCAGCGCCAAUAUCUGCAACGUGGUCCUGAUGCGGUAUGGGGAGCUGGAGGAAGGGAUCGACGUUCUGGAUGGUGAUGGCAACCUCGUGGGCUCCUCAAAGAUCGCAGCCAGACACGCCCUGCUGGAGACGGCACUGACGCGAGUGGUCCUCCCCAUGCCCAUCCUGGUGCUACCCCCGAUCGUCAUGUCCAUGCUGGAGAAGACGGCUCUCCUGCAGGCACGACCCCGGCUGCUCCUCCCCGUGCAAAGCCUUGUGUGCCUGGCAGCCUUCGGCCUGGCCCUGCCGCUGGCCAUCAGCCUCUUCCCACAGAUGUCAGAGAUCGAAACAUCCCAAUUGGAGCCUGAGAUUGCCCGAGCCACCAGCAGCCGGACAGUGGUGUAUAACAAGGGGCUGUGAGUGGUGGCAGGGGGGCCUGGGGAUGGAGCGGUGUCCAGGCCGGGGAGUUGGGGUGGGGACCAAGUCUUCUGGAUUGCACCUGCAGGGAGGGGCAAGCUGACCCUGCCACCCGGGCCCCCUGGGGGAGCGCUGGACCCACAGUGGUAGGGAGACUAAUCUAUUUACACGUUAAUAUAAGGGAGAGGAGUUCUGACACAUUUCCUAUACAGAAUAAUCAAGUGCAUUUUUGGGCCUUACCUGGGGUUGUCAAAACUCUACUCAGCACAAUUAUGUGUGAAGCUGAAACAUUUGUAGAGUGCCCACAGGAUAGAAUUAGGAUCCUUUUAUACUUUGGUUUCUUUUUUAUUUUUUAUCAGAAGCAAGUCUGAGCCUUGGUUGCAGCUGCCCAGCUGCAUUAGGUGGGGCAGUGGGGGUGGGAGUAGGCCUGGGGCCGGGUAGGCUUGGUGGCUGGGCUGGUGGCUUUGAGAUAUGGUGACCAGGCCCGAUGGCUCACUAGCUGGGCUGGGGAGGGGACAAGGGGUGGUAUGCAUGUCACAAGAUGUACCAGCUAUGACUAAGGUCGUCAGGAGGUAGCCCAGGAAAUCAUGGAGACCUGGAGACCCCUGGAAGAUUCUGUGAGCGACUGGCUCUGAGCGUGGCCAGACUGCAUCCAUGCUGCACCUGUGGAAACAGUCCCUCUGCACGAAGCCCAGUGGCAAGGUGGGAAUGAGGUUACCCUUCAUGGAGCCCUGAUCUACUUGAGGCUCCUGAGAUGACUUCAGCUCCAGGCAGGAAGCCCCAAGAAGGAAAGAUGUUUGGUUUCCAGCUGCUAUAGGAAGAUCUUUCCAGUCCCCGAGGCCACCUGCCCCACCCACUGCUUUCUGAUUGGGGGUGCAAGGGUGUCUUGUGCCUGAGAACUCUAGGCACCUAGCUGAGAGGCAACAUCAACCUAGGAACAGAGGACCCCAGCGCCAGACUACCCAGCUGUGUGACCUUGGACAAGUCUAUUCCCUUCUCUGAGCCUCUACUCCCUGUCUGGAACCAGAGGUCUGGAUCAGGGGUUCUUAGCAUUUCUUCCAGCUAGAGCUCAUUUUGCCUGUCUUGUUCAGAUGCUGGUCAUUGCAGGCACAUCCCCAGUGGGGACAUAGACUGGGAAAGGGGCGGGCCCCUUGGGGAAUGGCCAGCCUUUGGUCUGAGAACCUGGACCUUGCCCUCCUUUAUAUGUCCCCACAUACUGGGAGCACUUGACCUUUGCCAAACACUUUCCAGUUCUGAAGGAGGAAGUAUCAUGGAGGCCUGGGCCUGGGUGGGGGGCCAUGCCCGCAUGCCCUCUCUCACGAUGCAAGGGCCUCCAAGGGCCCUUCCUGCUGGCCCUGUCUCCCUCUCAUUGGCAGACCAGCAAAGUGGAGAGAGCUCUGCUGAAGAAAGCAGGGCCUGAGGCAAGGGUGAACAGAGUAAUCCCCUGGCCUGAAAGGUCCAAACAAUGGGGAGCAUGAGCCUCAGUGCACCCCUCACCUGAACUCAAGUGGAAUGGAGUCCUUGACUUGCACCUCCCCGGUGACUCCACCUGAGGAGAGGUCUGGCUGGAGGGGAUGCAGGCACCUGCAGGGAGAGGCUGGUGCAGGGCAGCAAGGGUGUGGCGAAGAGGCUGUCCCCACCCCUAGGGCAGGGGUACAGGAGUUGACACCAUGUUCGAUCCACAGUCCCUGCUGCCCUCACCUCCCAGCCAGGUCAUGGCACCCCCAACUAGCUCUGCAGGAUGCUGCCCUAAGGGUCCUCCCCCUGUCCCAAGGAGCAGCCCAUGCCCUCCCCCACCAACCCCUGGCCUUCAGGAAGGGGAAAAGACAGAGACCAGCACAGAGGACAAAACUGUAGCAGGGAGGAUGCCACAGAGUUGGAGGGGCAUGUCCAUGAGCUAAUCCCACCACAAUGUGAAUGUGCCAACGACGGGGACCGGGCACAUCCGGGUUCUCUUGAAAAGUAGAGGGCUGUGUCCUUCUCUGCUUCAAGUUCACCCUGCCCCUCCUUUCAUAGGGUCAUGUUCUUGUGCACUUUACUUUGGGACCAAAAUUGCCUACUCCAGCCCCUGUCCCCCACUUCCAGAGGCCUGGAUUUGGGGUUUCUCCAACUUCCCCUCUGUGCUGGCUGCUCUAGCCCUGCCCUAGCCCUGUGGACUCAGCAUCUCAUAAGCUUCUUACUUUGUCUCCCAGAUGAUUUCCAGUCAUGCUCCCAAAUGCACUCUUAGGUGAACCCUCCUGUAGUGGGCAGGAUGGGAGGUGGCAAGGGAGACUUGCAGCUCAGGGGGAGGUGACAACACCUCAGGGGGCCAUGCUGCAAGGUCCCAAUCUGACUGCAGAAAACACCACGGGAAACUCUUAGCUGACAUCCACCCCUACUCUGAGGCCUCAUAGACAGGUCGGUUCAUGACUGGGGAGAAGGCCAAGCCUGGACCCACAGACAGAGUAGGGCUGGCCAGCAGUACCAGAAUCCAGGACACACCUGCAAGUGGUUCUCCAGCCCUGAGGUACCUGCCUGACCCUCCUCUGGUCACUUAAAACAUUCCCUCAAGCUUGGCAAUGCCCUUCUCCCAUUUCCAGAGAGCAAUUUGAGGGUAUAGGGACCAAAAGCCCAAGAUGUCAAGAUGGUCACUGAGUCCAGAUGCCCAAUGGACUCUGUUCCACUUCCUGAUUGUGAGCCAGCUUAUUUCCAGUGUGGGGGUUCUGGCCUGUGAGGAGGAUGGGGUCCUGGGAAGUAGGAGGGCCAGGGGACAGAAACAGUGGUUCUCCAGCCCUGGGCCAUGUGAGUGAGGCACCAGCACACAAGCCUCAUGCACUCCCAGGGGACUUGGUGGUAGCUUUUUAACCUUCUCAGAAAAAUGUCUGUCUCUGUGAUUUACCUAAUACUAAUGCACUGUGGGCAAUAAAUGAUGGAUUUAAAGCACCAGAACUUGGCCUUGUGAAUUAUGGGCUGGAGCAGUGGCAGUGUGGAAAGGCAGCAGGACAAGACAAAGGCCGCCUGUGGGUUUGUAGAAAGGACCCCAAGAAAGAUGCAGACCCUGGCUCCUGGAGGCCUCGGGCCAGCUGGGAGGCCCAGAGGGAAGGAGAGAGGGAAGGAUGGAAGAACUUGUGAAAGUGGGACAAAGGGGGUGAGUUGAAACUCCACAAAAGGAUCCCUCUUUGUAGAGUAGCUGCUGAGAGCUGAGAGGACCCCACCACAAGGAACUUGAA